Messenger RNA from Aureococcus anophagefferens, 2112 nucleotides. RefSeq lists its product as hypothetical. Lineage: Eukaryota; Pelagophyceae; Pelagomonadales; Pelagomonadaceae. The coding region runs from base 1 to 2112 and encodes 703 amino acids. The transcript has a single exon. The record is from RefSeq and is a predicted model, not a curated record. Gene Ontology annotation, molecular function: N-acetylgalactosaminide beta-1,3-galactosyltransferase activity.
AUGGACACGGUGGUCGGGCCGAAGAUGCGCAAGGCCUGGUUCUGCACGUUCGAAAAUCUCGUCUUCGACGGCGCCAAGUGGCGCGCGUUCUGCGACCUCACGCGCUGGGGCCGCGACAGACGGUACCUCGAGGACCUGCCCUGGGCCUUCGGCCGCGACGUGCUCGUCUCGUCCGGCGCGCCGCCGGCGUCGACGCCAAAAAAAUCACGGCCGACGUACGUCGCGUUCGGCGAUUGCCGGACGGGCAACCCGGGCCACUGCAUCGGCGACUGGCAGAACUACCGCAUCGUGUCGCGCGUUUUGAACGAGUCGUCCUUCGACGCGAUUUUAUUCGCGGGCUUCGGCGACGGCCGCUGGCGCGGCGAGUGGGACGCGGUCGUCGAGCCCGAAGCGGCCGUCUACGCGACGGGCGCGCUGUCGCCCCUGGGCAUGCACGGCCCCCACUGGCAGGUCGGCCACUACCUGCUCGCCGCGCGCGCGCGGCCCGGCUGCCGCGGCCGCCCGCCGCCGUCGCCGGUGCUCGUCGACGUCACGACGCGCGCGACGGCCGCGGCGGCCGUCGACUUUUGCGGCCUCGUCCGGGCGAAGCGGGUCCGCGCCGCGGGCGCGCCCUGCGGCGCGUCGGCCUUCGUCUUCCUCUACGUCCUCCGGCCGGCGCGCCGGACCGGCGGCGACGCGACGCCCCUCCGGGAGAUCUCGAACGUCGACGAUCUCCUCGCGGCCGUCGAAGGCGAGCACCCGACCGCGGCGGUCGUCGCGGCGGACUUCAUGCGCCUGUCCCCCGUCGAGCAGGAGGCCGCCGUCCGGCGCGCCGACGUCGUCUUCGGCACGCACGGCGGCGGCCUCUGGAACGCCGCGCGCUGGAUGCGGCCGCCCCAGGCGCUGCUGGAGAUCAUGCCCGCGGGCGGGCCGGGGAGCACGGAGCACAUCGCCCACGGCCUCGGCGUCGCCUACUACGAGGUCCGCUGCGACGCGUGCACGCGAGCGACGGGCUUCUCCGGCGACGUGUCCAUCGUCCGAUGCCUCGAGCAACUCGGGCGGGCCGUCGCCGCGGUCCCCGCCGUCCCGGCCGCGGCCGCCGCGGCCGUCGCCGCGCCCGUCGUCCCGCCGCCGCCGCCGCCGCCCGCGGCGCCGCGGCCGCCGGUCUGGCAGCGCAAGACAAAGAAGACCUACAAGGAGGUGGACAUGCCGCCGUUCGACGCGCCCAGGAUCGACCCGUACCGGCACCGCGCGAAUCUCGCGGGCCCGCUCGACGCCGCGGCCUGCGACGCCCACCGGCGCGCCGUGCCCUACCACGCCCGGGCCAUGAAAUUGGUCGACGUGAGCCCCGUCUACGAGGCGCCGACGUUGCCGCGCGUGCUCUGCGUCAUCUACACGGUUGCGAAGCACCACGCGACGGCCGGAAAGGCCGCGUCGGAGACGUGGCUCCCGCGCUGCGACGGCGCCCUCAUCCUCAGCGACGAGAGCGACGAAACCGUCGGCGCCGUGGGCGUGCCCCACGAGGGGCCCGAGGAGUACAACAACAUCUGGCAGAAGACGCGCGCGAACUGGCGCUACGUCUACGAGUACUACCGCGACGACUUCGACUACUUCCACUUCGGGGGCGACGAUCUGUUCCUGCUGGUGUCGAACCUCAAGGCCUACCUGGCGUCGCCGCCCGUCAAGGCGCGCAACGACCGCGGCGAGCCCCUGUUCCUCGGCCGCCGCUUCAAGUUGAACGGCAACGAGAAGCACCUCUUCAACUCGGGCGGCAGCGGCUACACCUUCAACCGCCAGUCCCUGGCGCUCCUCUACGACUCCUUCGACGAGCCCUUCUGCCAGCCCCACCUCCACGGCUUCUACGAGGACGUCAUGGUCGCGGAGUGCUUCCGCAACGGGCCCGCGCACCUCCUGCCCACGGACACGCGCGACGCGACGGGCGCGGAGCGGUUCCACCCCUUCACGCCGGGCCAUCACCUCUUGCGGGAGCCCGAGGACUGGUACGCGAAGUACAGCUUCGACCUCAUCGAGGGCGAGAAGUACUUCAGCCGGCAGUCGACGGCCUUCCACUACGUCAAGCCCGACCUCAUGGUCCACAUGGACGCGAUCCUCCACCGCUGUCCGAGCCACUAA